CAGGUUUAGACAACAUGGCAGCUGUUAGAAUGAGUACGUGGGGCUGUUCGACCAAGAAUGGUUUCUAUACAUGGACACUUUAUAUAAUUUUACUCAUUACUACAGAAUCGGCGGUCGCAGCGCCAGAGGCAGGGUUUUGGAAAAUCACCGCUUUAAAUACUUCAAGGCCGCUACUGUUAAGGAAAUCCAUGUUCAAAGACACCGAUAUUGAGUUGAAAGUUGUGUCAUUUGGCUGUCCUGAUGAGGUAACCUUCAUCAUUCAUUGGUAUUUGAAAUACUAUCCCUGUCACAAUGACUUCAAUAAUAUUGAUGAAAUGUAUGAGCGAACACCGCUGAGUCGCGGGCAGAGCCUCGAUCCAAAUCCCCUUGUGCAAGGAGAGUAUAUCGAGCACAAACACAAGCCAGUAGCAUGUAACAGUGAGCUGCGCUCCUUUCCAGUGCUUAAAAAAACUAAGGCGGGGCCACUUCCUGUCAGUACACCUGUUGAGGGACAGGAGUUGGAUGAGAGUGAAAUCAAAUGGAUGACUGACGAGUAUGACAGCGACACAAUGAAGGACAAAAGUGCAAAGGUUAAAGACAAUGUCAUCGCCUCCACUUGGAAAGAUGGGCCUUACCUACUGGUGGUGAAGAUUGUACCCAGUAAAGCUGAUGUUAACUGGAAUUUAACCGUGAAUGUGGUGAUGAAAGGCAGCCAUGGUUACAUAUCUGUCACAGAAUACCCUCUCAUGAUUUUCUACAUGGUCAUGUGUGUGGUCUACAUACUGUUUGCCCUGCUAUGGUUUGUGUGGGCUGCCUGCUACUGGAAAGAUCUACUGAGGAUUCAGUUCUGGAUUGCUGGGGUCAUAUUCCUAGGAAUGGUGGAGAAGGCGGUCUUCUGUGCUGAAUAUGAAAACACCAACAGUGUUGGCUCUGCUUCUCCAGGGCUGCUGAUCUUUGCUGAGCUGGUCUCCGCUCUCAAGAGAACUUUAGCCCGAUUGCUUGUCAUCAUUGUCAGCCUUGGCUAUGGCAUUGUAAAGCCUCGAUUGGGGAUGGUAAUGCACCGAGUGGUUGGUCUUGGAAUUCUUUACUUUGUCUUUGCUGCCAUCGAAGGAGUGCUGAGGAUAACUGGGGGUCGGGACAAUGGCCCAGCUCUCAUUACAGCAAUUGUUCUGGCUGUGUUUGACUCCAUCAUCAUCUGGUUCAUAUUUGUCAGCCUGGCUCAAACCAUCAAGACUCUGAAACUGAGACGAAACCCCGUCAAGUUGUCCCUCUACCGGCACUUCACAAACACGCUCAUAUUUGCUGUCAUUGCUUCCAUUAUUUUCAUGGGAUGGACAGCAAAAAAAUUCCGUCUAGCAGAUUGCCAGUCGGAUUGGAUUGAGCUAUGGGUGGAAGAUGCUUUUUGGAGGUUUUUGUUUUCCCUUAUUCUGCUUGUCAUAAUGUUCCUAUGGAGACCAUCUGCAAACAACCAAAGGUACGCCUUCACGCCUCUCAUCGACGACUCAGAUGAUGAGGAAAUUGAGGAAUUUAUCGCCUCUGCGAACAUUGGUGAAGGCAUUAAACUGAGAGCUGCUAAAAGUGACACAAAUGGUGCUGUGAAAUCUCCAGAAACAAACGCAGAAGACGACUUGAAGUGGGUUGAGGAUAACAUUCCGACUUCUUUCGCUGAUGUAGCUCUUCCAGUCCUGCUUGACUCCGAUGAGGAAAUCAUGACGACCAAGUAUGAGAUGUCCAAGUUGGAGUGAGGGCAAACCUUGAAAGCUCUCAGGAAAGGUCAUGGAGAACAAAAUAAAAAGCCGCUGCACAUGACUCUGCUGUCGAAUUCAGAUAUGCAGAAUUACGUCUUAUUGGCGGUGGCGGGCAAUGCUUUAGGCGCUCUUCUGCUUUAGGGUAGCCUUUGCUCAUUUCCUUCAACUUCCACCGUCAAAACAACUGAAGAAAAAUCAGUUUGAGCCUUUCUUUCCAAAGAGAUGAAUUAAUUUUAUAUUCAAUACUGUAUUUAUUUGCAUUAUGUUGAUAAGGUGGGUUUUUUUGUACAAAUAAUAAAAGAGGGCCUAUUGCAUGAACAUACACUGACUUGGAGGUUUCAAAUAAUAUGCUUAUUUAUUUAAAAAAUGGAAACGCUUUUAUCCACAGGAAUUAACCCCAAAAGUGAUUAAUUUAAUUACUGCAUUGGUUUACAAGACUGAAAGUGGGAUUUAGGAACUAAUAUAAAAUGUUAAGUGUGAAGUUGUUGAGUUGAACUUUGGAAAAGAACAUUUUGCUUCUAUGCACUUUACCAUCAAAACCGUGCCUACAUGUCGUUCUUGUGUGGCGCCUGACGUGAUAUUCCAAUAGCCUCAAUACUGAUGUGUCACUGAGCGCGUACAUGAUCAACUGUCACUUGUACAUUUUAAACUACUGUUCAGUAGUGUAGCGUUGGGGCGGGUUUUAGUGUAUGUGUGUGUCUUUGGAAAUACGGAGCAGUAUAUGUCAAUAAGAAAUCAUGUAUUUAUUUUAAAGUGUACUUAAAAGUCAUAAGUUUGUCCAUGUUUACUUUUGUUGUGUUUACAAUGUCUUCUUUAGAACUGGACCAAUCUCAUACUAGGGAAGCAGCAAUUUGUUUUUUCUUCUUUCUUUACCAAGCUUGCAUUCACCUUGUUUUCUUGUUAUGUCUGACAGUGUCUUGGAUGUUGGCGUUAUUGUAGUUUGAAGUUGGAGAGCUGUUGCUGUGUGUGAUGAUUUCUGUGGUUAGCACAAGCACAUCGCGGUAAGAAUUUUGUAAUAUUGUCACUGUUAAAUGAUUGUUUCCAUGUCAGGGGUUGGAGGAAACAUGGGAUGCAAUAUGUGUCCAUGAUGACAAGUGAAGUGGCCUGACAGACACCUGCACCAGAUGGGUUUGCCUGAUUUGUUUCAUGUCAUAAUUCUGUUAUGUGGAGUUACACACAAUGGGCUUUUGGGAUGGAAUUUUUUUUCCAUGCUAAUUUUUCUUUUCCAUGUCAGGAAAUGAUUAUAUUAAUUAUGCAGGAGUAGUUUUGUUUCCUGGGCUGCAAUAUGCUCUGUUGUAGCAAUAAAAAUAUUAUUUUACAAUGGUUGAGAUUUUGCAUUAUGCUAUAAUCCUGUAUAAUCUUUUUCUUUUUAAAUUGGUCCCAAAAAGAAAUUGAAUACAAACACUGCAUUUUGAAUUGGCCAUUGUGAGGAAAAUUUGUGCCAAAUGGUAAUGAAACACAAGACGAGACCACUGAAAAUGGAAGCUUCACUCAUGCAGCUUCGUCACUUCAAUUCAGUGGUUUUUGUUAUAUUACUGCAAACAUUUGACACUGGCUGCAUUUGGCGGGAGAUAACAUGCAUUUGGGCUGGCAACACAAAAGAGUAUCUAGAAAGUAGUAUCUUAGUUAAUAGUGAAUGAGUGCCGCUGGCACUGGGGAGCUGUGGUUCAAGGAGAGAAACAGCAGAGCAUGAUCCCCUCCCUAUGGAAACUGGGUAUUUUUCCAGCAUGAUAAGGAACCCAAAUACACGUCGAAGAUGACAAGUGGCUUGCUGAGGAAGCUGAAAGUGAAGACCUGAACCCAACCUCCACCUGUGGAGCAUCAUCAAGUGUAAAAUGGAGGAGUGCAAGAUGUCUUAAGACCCACCAGCUCCGCGAUAUCUUGAAGGAGUAAAAGAGGAUUCCAGGAACAACUUCUACACCGUCAUUUCUCAACAUCACCGUCAUUUCUCAACAUCGAUAUUCACUGGAUGAAGUCAGUUUUAGAUGAUAAGUAUAUAGCAUUGCAAGUGUCCAGUGUGACCAGGCCUAAGCAUGAAUAACACGACCAACAUCAACAAUGUGGUGAUGCAUGUUGUCACAUCUUUUAUGACGCUUCACUCUAGUUCCUGAUUUAUGGAUUGCAAUAAAGAAAUCACUA
Messenger RNA from Dunckerocampus dactyliophorus (ringed pipefish), 3866 nucleotides. It is a transcript of the gene tmem87b, whose product is annotated as transmembrane protein 87B. The transcript is spliced from 19 exons. The record is from RefSeq and is a predicted model, not a curated record. The coding region runs from base 15 to 1724 and encodes 569 amino acids. NCBI's taxonomy places the organism in Eukaryota, Metazoa, Chordata, Actinopteri, Syngnathiformes, Syngnathidae. Gene Ontology annotation, biological process: retrograde transport, endosome to Golgi. Gene Ontology annotation, cellular component: membrane; Golgi apparatus.